This is a messenger RNA of Apis mellifera (honey bee), 3151 nucleotides long. Its product is annotated as cationic amino acid transporter 3. Gene Ontology annotation, cellular component: plasma membrane. Bases 733 to 3135 code for a protein of 800 amino acids. NCBI's taxonomy places the organism in Eukaryota, Metazoa, Arthropoda, Insecta, Hymenoptera, Apidae. The transcript is spliced from 14 exons. The record is from RefSeq and is a predicted model, not a curated record. Gene Ontology annotation, biological process: amino acid transport; transmembrane transport. Gene Ontology annotation, molecular function: amino acid transmembrane transporter activity.
UGGGACAGAGAGUAGCUAAGGCGAACAGAGAGGGAAUCAAGCCGAGCCCCACGGACCAUCGCCACCCGUGUGUAUCGCACUAAAAUGUGACUCUGGCCAGCAGCACCGGGAGCCGUGUGAGCGCGAGCGCGAGAGCGAGAGAGAGUUGUGUGUGCCGGAAUUUUCGUUAGUUUAGAAAGCAACAACUGCGUUUUUUCUCACUUUGUAGCUAAGCCAAUAAGUCAAUACUGUUUAUCGGAUAUUUUAAAAAAUCAAAGAGAAAGUGAAAGAGUAGGAACAUUCUAUAAAAAAAGGAGGAUAUCUGCUUGAGCGACUCGCAAAAACUGUAUAAAAAAAAAAAAAAAACAUAUCAUUUUCUUGUAAUUGAGAAUCGCCUGAUCCGAAAUUCUUUAGAUCAUAGUAUGUUCGACUGAAUAGUGAAAAAGAAGAGCCAGCGGAUCUAGUGGAUGAAUAGAAGAGAUACGAAUCAUGUCAUGCAAAUUGUAGACAGAUGUAUUGAGUACAUAUAUAUGCGUAGAAGUAGAAAAAGUGUACUUUGUUAUUCCAUCGUUACAAUCGUUUAUUCGCGUUCCCUUGCUACGUGAAAAACAAAAUUGUUACACGGAGUCACCCAGUCAACUCCGAUGAUCAUCCUGGAUUAGUGUACUUUCGCACCACUCCGCUGUGAACUGUGAUUCCUUGUGUCGUGGACGAAAAGCAGGGUGAUCGCGACGACGGGAUAAACGAGGAACAAUGAAGCUCGAAUUGAUGGAUCGGGAGAAAGGCCUGGAGCUCUUCGGGAAAUUUAUACGAACGAAAAAUGUGGAGAGUCUUCAGGAUGACCAGGAAAAAACUGGACCUGAGCCACUGCAUCCGACCGAUUCCAAGCAGAAAUUACAGAAGUGCCUGACGACUCUGGACUUGACAUCCUUGGGAGUUGGCUCCUGCGUUGGGACAGGAAUGUACCUAGUCGCGGGGAUGGUGGCGCGCAGCGUCGCCGGCCCAGGUGUCGUCAUCUCGUUCAUAAUUGCGGCCAUUGCUUCCAUUUUUUCCGGAGCAUGUUACGCCGAGUUUGGAGUACGAGUGCCUCACACGACUGGCAGCGCUUACAUGUAUAGUUACGUGACCGUAGGCGAAUUAAUAGCAUUCAUUAUAGGAUGGAACAUGAUAUUGGAGUACCUUAUAGGUACGAGCGCGUGUGCCUGCGCCCUUAGCGCCUGCUUGGACGCCCUCACGGACGGUGCCGUUUCCGGGGCGAUAGCAAACAGCGUGGGAACCAUUUUUGGUCGACCACCCGAUUUCCUCGCGUUCGUCAUUACUAUACUGAUGAUGCUGCUAAUGGCCGCGGGCGUGAAGAAAUCCCUGGUGUUCAAUAACGUGUUAAACGCUAUCAAUCUCGCCAUUUGGGUGUUCGUCAUGACGGCGGGAAUGUACUAUGUGGAUAUUGAUAAUUGGAACGAGCAUGGGGGCUUCUUUCCUUAUGACUGGAGUGGUGUGUUCACCGGUGCAGCGACGUGUUUUUACGCGUUCAUCGGCUUCGAUAUAAUAGCAACUACUGGCGAAGAGGCGACAAACCCAAAGAGGAGCAUUCCUCUCGCUAUAGUCUCCUCGUUGAUCAUAAUACUCACCGCCUAUGUCACUAGUAGUAUGAUGCUAACGUUAAUUGUCCCAUAUGAUGAAGUGGAUCAAGAUUCAGCACUGGUGGAAAUGUUUGGUCAAGUUGGAGCUUACAAGUGCAAGUAUAUUGUGGCAGUUGGUGCAUUGGCUGGAUUAACAGUCUCCAUGUUUGGUAGCAUGUUCCCCAUGCCUAGGAUAGUCUAUGCUAUGGCUCAGGAUGGUCUUAUAUUCAAGAGUCUGAGUCAAGUAUGGCCCAUAACAGGUACACCAGCCAUAGCAACACUGACUUCUGGCGUGUGUGCAGCCAUGGCUGCACUGCUCAUUCAAUUAGAGGUGUUGGUAGAGAUGAUGUCUAUUGGUACCCUGCUGGCUUAUACUCUAGUGUCUACUUGUGUAUUGAUUCUGCGUUACCAACCCCAUUCUACCAAUCUGGUAGAAUUGCUACCGCAAAGUUUAAGAACACCAUGUCGAUCACCGACAAAGGAGAAUCAAGGAAAUGGCCAGGUAAAUUACGGGAAGGAGCUGAGACCCGAUCAACUGACUACUGCUCUAAAUUCUGUCCAGGCUGCACAAUCUGAUCUUGCUGCAGCAAACAGUGGCCAACGUAUCAUGGUAAGACGUGUAAGAAGGUGCAACAGCUCUUCACCAGACUCUGAUGACACAUAUGGUGCAGAGGAGGAUGAAGUUGGUUUGGGUAAAGAUGAUCAAUAUUUGGUCAGUGAUAGAACUGAGAACAAAUUCUACGGUAGUGUGCAUGCAGCUGCAGCUGCAUCUAGCUGUGGCAGUACACAUCAAUACCCAGGAAAUACACCAAUAAUAGGGCCACCUUUGAAUUAUCUCCAACGUCGAUUACAGGCGGCACAAUAUCUUUGUCCUGCCAUCUUCCCUUGGGUGGACAGGGGCCCAGCAACGGAGGCAUCAGGUCGUUAUGUCAUGAAAUUAGUAGGAAUACUUUACUUGCUAAUCGUCAUCUUCGACUUAAUCGUAGUUUGCGGCAUGGGACAUAUGGGGACAUUUACUACAUUGUUAAUGUUCGCUUUUCUCUUUGCCAUUAUUGGGAUAUUGCUUGCCAUUAGUAGAAAACCACAGAACAGGAACAGUGUGAUGUUCAUGACACCAGGUUUGCCAUUCGUACCUGCGAUUGCCGUCACCGUGAAUAUAUACCUCAUCUUCAAGCUGAGCAUCCUAACUCUCGUCAGAUUCACCGUCUGGAUGAUUCUCGGUUUCAUCAUGUACUUCUAUUACGGUAUCAAACACAGCACUCUGGAGGAAAGAAACGCUUCAGACAACUUGGAAGAGACUGUUUCAGCCGGGAAUAUCGAGCUGACGGUAACAGAUACGCAAAAGCAGCAGCAACAACAACAGCCGUCUUACACGACGACCGAUCGUAGUAUCUACGAGAGCCAGCAGCUUGAUGCGUUUGGGCAGCCUGUGUUUGGCAGCACAAACUUCGGUGGUACACCGAGUCAAAGGCCAGUUAUUUCUGGCCAAUCGUCGCUGUUCAUUGAUCAGGAGAGUUUUCCCACCUGGGAUGAUUGAACGGCUACAGGCGUCG